AUGAAUGAUGUGGAACCAGGGGAAGAAGCUAAGGAAAAACGUGGAACCAGUAACAUGCCAGGAACGGGCACACGACUUGAAAACCAGCCUGCUGGGAGUCGUCUGGCAAGCACAACAGACCACCAGUAUCCUCGCAAGGUAUUAUUGCGGCAACUCGCUGCCGAUGUGCCCUUUGUGAGCGACUCUCCUGCCACUCCCUACCCUCAGUGGUUGCUGCCGAGGCAGAUCCGCCGAUCCCGAAGGGAGGGCACAAGGGGGAAAGCUCAAAAAUGCAACGGGGAUGCAGCUAUCCCCGAACGAACCAAGUGGCAAACCAAGCUCGUCGGUUUCACCUCUGGCCUGGGGCCGACUGUCAACUCGACGCCUCAAAGGAAAAUACCCAGCAAGGCAUCCACUCUGGGGAUGACGAUCGGGCCGAUCUUUACUUGUACGCCAAUCAAUGCGCGGUGCAAAGUUCAAUAG
Molecule: messenger RNA, 462 nt
Organism: Penicillium argentinense
Lineage: Eukaryota; Fungi; Ascomycota; Eurotiomycetes; Eurotiales; Aspergillaceae
Exons: 1
Coding region: 1-462 (153 amino acids)
Source: RefSeq, a predicted model, not a curated record